Hevea brasiliensis (rubber tree) is the source of this 2156-nucleotide messenger RNA. Its product is annotated as ATP-dependent 6-phosphofructokinase 6. The record is from RefSeq and is a predicted model, not a curated record. Gene Ontology annotation, cellular component: cytoplasm. Lineage: Eukaryota; Viridiplantae; Streptophyta; Magnoliopsida; Malpighiales; Euphorbiaceae. Gene Ontology annotation, molecular function: 6-phosphofructokinase activity; ATP binding. Gene Ontology annotation, biological process: fructose 6-phosphate metabolic process; glycolytic process. The transcript has 13 exons. The coding region runs from base 212 to 1849 and encodes 545 amino acids.
UCUUUUACUGUUUUCUUUUUUGGACACCCUCUUCUAUUCUAGUUCCAGCACCAUCUCAAACCGCCAAAUUCAAUUUUGUAUUCUUUUAUGAAUUUUUCCCUUAUAAUUUCGGUGAUUAUUAUCAUCUUUUGCAGUCUAAAAUAAUAAGAAUUGUAGAAUCAACGGCUACAAAUAGGCCUCCCUCUCUGCUCUCAUUUGCGCUCCAAGGAAAAUGGAUACCAUUUCAAGCUCAGCUUCACUCUCAACUCCGCGGUUCCGGUGCUUCGAUCCUACAAACUCUUAUCAUUCAACAACAACAGUCAAUCACAGGCCUUAUUUCUUGACCUUCUCUGCAAAUUCUACCACCGCUAGUACCAGAGAUUGCUCUUCCAAGGACGCCAUGAAAAAUUCUACAAAAUACGAGCCCAAGAUCAUCACCGGUGACGAUGGCUACGUUCUUGAAGACGUUCCUCACUUGACAGAUCACAUAUCUGAUCUCCCUACAUAUCCCAAUCCAUUACAAGACAAUCCUUCCUAUUCAGUUGUCAAGCAGUAUUUCGUUAAUGCGGAUGAUACUGUAGCCCAGAAGAUUGUUGUACAGAAAGACAGUCUAAGAGGAACUCACUUUAGACGUGCUGGGCCUCGUCAAAAGGUGUACUUUGAGUCAGAUGAAGUGCACGCAUGUAUUGUAACAUGUGGUGGUCUAUGCCCUGGUUUAAACACAGUGAUUAGAGAAUUAGUGUGUGGCUUGUAUCACAUGUAUGGUGUUAACAGAGUUCUUGGGAUAGAGGGAGGAUACAGAGGCUUUUAUGCUCGGAAUACAGUUUCCCUGUCACCGAAGGUUGUGAAUGAUAUCCAUAAACGUGGUGGCACCAUCCUUGGGACGUCUAGAGGAGGCUAUGAUACCUCCAAGAUAGUUGACAGCAUCCAGGACAGGGGCAUCAAUCAGGUUUAUAUAAUUGGAGGAGAUGGAACUCAAAGAGGGGCUUCAGUGAUUUUUGAGGAAAUUAGAAGACGUGGCCUCAAAGUUGCUGUGGUUGGAAUUCCAAAGACAAUUGACAAUGACAUUCCGGUUAUAGACAAGUCCUUCGGUUUUGAUACUGCUGUUGAGGAGGCUCAACGAGCUAUUAAUGCGGCCCAUGUUGAGGCUGAGAGCUUUGAGAAUGGUAUAGGUGUUGUCAAGUUAAUGGGACGGUACAGUGGAUUUAUUGCAAUGUAUGCUACUCUUGCCAGCCGAGAUGUGGACUGUUGCUUAAUUCCAGAAUCACCCUUUUACCUUGAAGGCCCUGGUGGACUUUUUGAAUUCAUUAGAAAAAGACUAAAAGAACAUGGGCACAUGGUUAUUGUAAUUGCUGAAGGUGCAGGACAAGAGCUUCUUUGUGAAAGUAUGCGUGCUAUGGACCAGCAGGAUGCUUCAGGAAACAAGUUACUCCAAGAUGUUGGUUUGUGGAUAUCCCAGAAAAUUAAAGAUGACUUUGCAAACAGGGAAAAGAUGAAUAUAACUCUCAAAUACAUUGAUCCCACUUACAUGAUCCGUGCUAUUCCAAGCAAUGCGUCUGACAAUGUGUACUGCACUCUACUAGCUCACAGUGCCAUUCAUGGUGCAAUGGCAGGAUAUACAGGGUUCACAGUUGGCCCUGUUAAUGGAAGACAUGCUUACAUACCAUUUCAUCGGGUGACUGAGAGACAGAACAAGGUUGUAAUUACUGAUAGAAUGUGGGCAAGACUUCUGUCGUCAACAAAUCAGCCAAGCUUUGUGAAUCCUAAACAAGUAAUUAAAGAUAAAGACAUUGUAGAUGAAGAACCACGGAGCCAAUUACUAAAUGGGGAAAAUCACAUCGAUACGCUGACAACCCAGGAAAGGGUUUAAAACAAUACAUGCCAAAUUGAGUAACAUUGCUGUGGAGAACAUACUUCUUGCAGCAUCCUUUUCGGAUGCUGGCUUUGGUCAUGUUCUAUUUAGUACCCUGUUUCAGAAACUCCCGCAAGGUUUUUGUGCAAGUUGCUGUAAGUUUUCAGGCUUGUUCUUUCUUGUUGUAGUACCAGAGAAACAUUUGUAAACCAGCCUAAGCAGUCAGCAUUCUAAUCCCUGGAGGCGUGUUUUUCCAAGUCAUUCAGCUGCGUAUAAAGUUGUUAGAUCAGUGGUCAAAACAAGUAAUUUUGAACUGUUUGCUUUU